Messenger RNA from Lycium ferocissimum, 1107 nucleotides. RefSeq lists its product as uncharacterized. The coding region runs from base 1 to 1107 and encodes 368 amino acids. Lineage: Eukaryota; Viridiplantae; Streptophyta; Magnoliopsida; Solanales; Solanaceae. The transcript has 2 exons. The record is from RefSeq and is a predicted model, not a curated record.
AUGGAAGCUUUCCCAAGAUUAAUAAAUAUGCAUCAUAAAUACCAUUUUGAUUUCAUAGGGCUAUUGAAACCAUUUCAGAAUGCAGACAAGAUAGAGGAAUAUAGAAGAAGGAUAGGAUUGCAGCAUGCUUUGGUGAAUUGUUCAGGAAAAAUAUGGGCUUUUGUUGAUGAUAUGUUUGAAGUGGAAACUAUUACUGAUCAUCCUCAACAUUUGACUGUAAAGCUAAAGAUGCAGAAUUCUCAAGAGGCAAUGAUUAUUUCCAUUGUGUAUGCAAAGUGUAGUCAAACUGAAAGAAGGGAGUUAUGGGAAUCAUUGGAGGAUUUGUCUAUAAAUAUAAAUGAACCUUGGAUGAUAGGAGGUGACUUCAAUGUGAUAACAUCAGAGAAGGAGAAAUAUGGUGGACUUCCUGUCACUAUUAAUGAAAUUCAAGAUUUCAGGGCUUUCAUUCAGAGCUGUGGUAUAGAGGAUUUGGGAUUCAAUGGAAGCAAAUUCACUUGGUGGAAUUGGCAAAGUAAUAAAGACUGUAUCUUUAAAAGACUUGAUAGAUGUUUAGGGAAUCAGAUGUUACAAAACAGGUAUCCUAGUCUGGAGAUUUCUCAUCUAAUCAGAACAGGAUCAGAUCAUGCACCAAUGUUAAUCACUUAUUCAGGACAGGUGGAGACUAUCAAGAAAUCCUUCAAAUUCCUUAAUUUCUGGGCAAAACAUGAUACCUUUCUGACUGUGGUUAAGGAAAAUUGGAAGGCAAAAUUUAUGGCAAAUCCUUUUACACUUUUUCAUCACAAACUGAAAAAGGUUAAGGUUGCUUUAAAUCAAUGGAGUAAAACUACUUAUGGAAACAUUUUUCAGGAAAUUGAGACAUUAGAGGAUGUAGUUAAGGUGCAUGAAAUUCAGUUUAAGCUUCAACCUAAUGGUAGGAGGAAAAGAUUGCAAGUUAGGAGAAUUCAAAAUCAGAAUGGUCAGUGGCUGGAAACAAAAAAGGAGAUAAAUGAAGAGGCAAUCGGAUUCUAUGAGGAGCAGUUUACCAGAGGGGUAGAUCCAAUAGAUCUUGAAAUCUUGGAUCAUAUGUAUCCUAUGAUAUCUAAAGAGCAGAAUGAUCUUAUUAUUUAA